CAAGACAGAGCAAAUUAACUCCAUUGGCGAAUUAUUGCAUUACAAGGAAUCGCUCCGCUCAACGGUGCGCGACGGCGAUUAGUUUUUUUCUUCUUUUCUUUUUUUUUUUUUUUUUUUUUUUAAUGGUGACAUUUGAUUAAAGCGAGCGGAUUUCGGUUAAGAUGAUGGAGUAUAUGGAGGAUAAGUUUGCGUUGAAAAGCCAAACGAUUAAGGCCAGCGAUUACUACAUGGACCAAGUCAUGGAGAGCCUGGACAGCGCGCAGUACUUCACCAAGUCUUCCCCAAAAUGUGUGCAGGCCUUCGGGCUUCAGAGCGGCGAACACCGCUCCUCUCCCUGCGGAGAACAAAACGCCAAUUACGGUGUGCCAAAAACCGACGACGACACUUUGCACUCGGAGCUCGGGAGGUCGAUGGACAGUUGUUGCACUCUGCGGGCUUCUCCGGUGACAACCGGACAGGAGAAAACGGAUUUGGACGACAUGGGAGACAAGUGCGACAGUAACGUGUCCAGCAGCAAGAAGAGGAGACACCGGACGACUUUUACCAGCGCGCAGCUGGAGGAGCUGGAGAAAGUCUUUCAGAAAACUCACUAUCCAGAUGUUUAUGUGAGGGAACAGCUGGCCAUGAGGACGGAAUUAACAGAGGCCAGAGUGCAGGUGUGGUUUCAGAAUAGAAGAGCAAAAUGGAGGAAAAGAGAGCGCUACGGGCAGAUCCAACAAGCCAAAACUCACUUUGCAGCCACCUACGAUUUAUCAGUGUUACCGAGGACCGACAGCUACACACAGAUUCCCAACAACCUGUGGCCGAGCCCUGCUCCCGGUGGCUCUGUGGUUUCCUCCUGCAUGCUGCCCCGAGGCUCCCCCCCCUGUGUCACCUCCUACUCGCACUCCCCUCGCUCGGCAGCCGGUGCCGCCGAGCACGGCUACAUGGGCUUCCCCAAUCAGCAGAACCAGUUCGGCCAUGUCUCCCUCAACAACUUCUUCAGUGCAGAUUCCCUCCUCACGCCGGCCACCAACGGUCACCACGCCUUCGAAACCAAGCCCGAGUUUGAGAGGCGUUCGUCCAGCAUAGCCGUGCUGCGAAUGAAGGCCAAGGAGCACACGGCCAACAUCUCGUGGGCCAUGUAAUCAGGGCUCCUGUGCGUGUCUGGAAAGAUUGGAUCAUGUAUGGGAUUUAAAAAAAAAAUUUGCUGUUUGUACCAAGUGUAAGAAUUGCCCAAAUAGUCUGAAAUCAUAUUCAAAACAAGCUGUUUGUCACUCACGGUACAGAUCUAACAACAUUUCUUUUGUCAUCUACAGAUUAGAUGUCACUAUUUUUUGUUGUCAAUGAAAAUCGGCCACAGAGCUAUAUCAUACUGCCCUGCUAUUUAGUUCUGCGUCUCUGACCAACAUUUUAUCUACUGACUCAAGAAGAUAUGGUCUGGAUAAAGUGCGUAAAUGGAAAAUGUAUUAGGAUUCGUGGUUCUCUGCAUAUUCCAAAAUCUGCAAGUCAAUAAGCUCAAGCUUGUAAAAAAAAAAAAAAAUGAAAUAGCCAUAAUGUUGUGUUACAUCAGCUGUGUCUCCGGUCUGAGGCAGAUCUACAUUAGGGCAGACUGAUACUGUCGUUAAAAUACUUCCAUACAUAGAUACAUAAGGGAGGAGAUGGUCUAGACCUUCAUGUAGCUUAACUAAACAAUACAUUGAUAUCAUUCAGAUGAUCAGGGUAAUGUCCAGUGCAUUGUUUUAAAGCCUGCAGUCCUUUCUGGUCAGACCAGACGGCUGAUUAACCCUCGUGAUCUGUGGAGUUGAGAGCUGUGAUGUGAAUAAGCUUUCUUUGUUGUUGUUUUUUAAUGGGGGUCGAGGAGUCCUCAGCGUUGCCUCUUUUUCUGAGACUGAAAGAAGUGUGAGAGGGAGGGGAAGCAAGAAGAAAAACUCCAGGCUCCAGUGGGAUUUGAUCCCAGUGCGGGCACGUUUGGACCGAGAGGGAGGGGUCCCAAACCACUACAGCAUUUUCUAAGCACUGUGAAAAAGAAAAAAAAAAAGCUUUCUUUACCUGCGCCUUUCGUCUUUCUCCCUUGUUCCAGCGCAGGACUGAAGACGAGCAGCGCGGAGACAAACUAACUUGACGUACUGACGUGUCUGUGUGCUUUGCAGCAAAGCUCUGUAAUCUCUGUCAUCUGGCA
This is a messenger RNA of Perca flavescens (yellow perch), 2161 nucleotides long. RefSeq names its product ALX homeobox 1 (gene alx1). Gene Ontology annotation, biological process: negative regulation of DNA-templated transcription; positive regulation of transcription by RNA polymerase II; embryonic skeletal system morphogenesis. Bases 162 to 1127 code for a protein of 321 amino acids. Gene Ontology annotation, molecular function: DNA-binding transcription activator activity, RNA polymerase II-specific; RNA polymerase II transcription regulatory region sequence-specific DNA binding. The record is from RefSeq and is a predicted model, not a curated record. The transcript is spliced from 4 exons. Lineage: Eukaryota; Metazoa; Chordata; Actinopteri; Perciformes; Percidae.